Malus domestica (apple) is the source of this 1443-nucleotide messenger RNA. RefSeq lists its product as uncharacterized. The record is from RefSeq and is a predicted model, not a curated record. NCBI's taxonomy places the organism in Eukaryota, Viridiplantae, Streptophyta, Magnoliopsida, Rosales, Rosaceae.
CAGAGAUAGCAAACUAGCAAACAGCCAAACCAUUCCCAACCCCACACCUUUUCCUUUUCUUUCACCUCCUCCAACAUGCCCACCACUACCUCCAUUCACUUUAAUUCCUUUCACCCUCCUCCUCAAGUGCUCCAUUGUUGAUUGAUAGUACCAAAAAAAGACCCAAAAACCAAAAGUAUAAACAAAACCAAAUGUUCUUCUCCUUCUUCUUCUUCCUCUGCAUUCUCUUCCCUGCCUUCCCGGGUCUACCCAACCCGGGUGCGGCUCCCACCCAGUCAUUCCUCCCAAACCGGACUCCCUCCCCACCCACUACAAUCCCUGCAUUCCCAGAACAAUCCGACUUAGUCGGGUGCCCGCUGCACCUCCCCAAUGAGCUCUUCCAUGGCAUAAAGUCCGCAUGCUCCGCCACCAAAGGCGAUGCCUCAGGUCACUUGCAGCGCAGCAGGUGCUGUCCUGCGCUGGCCUCGUGGCUCUACUCUGCCUACUCUGACACCGCUCUCGGCAGAGUAGGCAGGGUGGGCUCAGCAGUGGCCGGUCAGUCUUAUGAUUUGCCACUGCUGCCGGACGACACGGAAACUUGUGUUCAGGACUUGGGAAAGGCGCUGAAAAACAGAGGUAUCGAGCUAAUCAAGCCGAAUGAGACCUGUGAUGUUGUGUACUGCUAUUGCGGGAUAAGAUUGCACCCCUUGAGCUGUCCCGAGGCGUUUUCGGAGAACGAAAGAGGGAAGCUUGUUGGGGAUGAAAAGGUGAAGAAGUUGGAGAGAGAUUGCUUGAGCAGCGGCGCCAAUGGCAAUUGGUUUCCUGGUCUUGGUGGCUGCUCCAAAUGCUUGCACAGUCUCUACAAUCUUAACAAGAAGAAAACUUCCAAUUCAAGCAAAUUAGGGGACAGGACCACCAAAAUGCACAACAAAGAUUGUCAGCUGAUGGGUCUCACUUGGCUCCUUGCCAAGAAUCGGACGGCUUACAUCCACACAGUUACAUCCGUGUUUCGGGCUAUCAUGUUAAGCACCGACGGCUCCGAUCCUCGGUCGUGCACGCUCAACAGUGACGGAAUGCCUCUCGCUGUCGAUUCUUCUGAAAUUUCUGAUCAGUCCUCGUCCAGCAUCCUCGCAGCUUCCGUCUCGUUCUACAUUGUAAUGUCACUUUCUUUGUUUUUUAUGUUGUCGCUUGCCCUAUGCUCCAUCCAAAACUAGUCGAGAUUCACAAAUAUUAUGAACCGUGAUGCGUUGUUAGUUUUUAAAGGGGGGGGGGGGUGUUGUGGGGAUCGAACCCACAACUAGGUUAAUAGGCAUCAUUGUUUCUCGUCCUUGCAGUAAAAAGUCAAUUGCUGUAUUUCUUUUAUGUACUCUUGUAAUUGUUCUACGUUUUAUGACAUGCCCAAUUGCCCCAUGCAUUGGAUACUUCAUACGUUUAUGGGCAACUAAGAGAAAAAUUUGUGUAGGA